CGCUACCUCGCCGAAGUCCAAUGGCCUAAACAAAUGAAUAUUUUUAUGAGGCACCUCAAUACAGAGAUGGGCCAGGACCAAACCAAGCAACAGAUCGAGAAAGGACUGAGGCUGUACCAGUCCAAUCAGACCGACAAAGCUUUGCAAGUGUGGACAAAGGUGUUGGAGAAAACUUCGGAUCCUGGAGGGAAGUUUCGAGUUUUGGGAUGUUUGAUCACGGCGCACUCGGAAAUGGGAAAAUAUAAAGACAUGCUCAGGUACGCCUUGGAUCAAAUCGACACGGCUCGAGAAAUGGAGGAUCCGGAUUACCUGACCGAGGGCUACCUGAACUUGGCGCGCAGCAACGAGAAGUUGUGCGACUUUCACAAAACGGUCUCGUAUUGUAAGACCUGCUUGAACAUGCAGGGCACCACGGUCAGCCUGCAGCUCAAUGGGCAGGUGUGUCUCAGCAUGGGCAAUGCCUUCCUGGGCCUCAGCCACUUCCAACAAGCUCUGGAGAGCUAUGAGAAGGCCCUGCGCUACGCGCACAACAAUGACGACAAGAUGCUGGAGUGCCGUGUCUGCUGCAGUCUGGGAAAUAUUUACGUCCACCUGAAGGACUACGAGAAAGCUCUGUUCUUCCCCUGCAAAGCAGCCGAGCUGGUCAACGACUACGGCAAAGGUUGGAGCCUCAAGUAUCGAGCCAUGAGUCAGUACCACAUGUCCGUGGCCUAUAGGAAGCUGGAGCGCCUCCCGGACGCCAUGGAAUGCUGUGAGGAAUCAAUGAAAAUUGCUCUGCAGCACGGCGACCGUCCUCUGCAGGCUCUGUGUUUGCUGAACUUUGCAGACAUACACCGUUAUCGGCGUGACUGUGAUAAAGCAUUCCCUCGUUACGAGUCGGCGUUGGGUAUCAUGACUGAGAUUGGGAAUCGACUUGGGCAAGCUCAUGUGCAGCUGGCAGUGGCCAAGUGUUGGCUUCUGGUGAAGGAAUAUAUUAAGGCUCUGGAUUCUCUGGAACGAGCUCAGGCCCUGGCAGAUGGAAUGGGAAACAAGGUUUGUGAUGUUCCUCGCCAUCAACGUAAAAUCGUGCAAAUUCUACCGAUGACCUCGCUGUGUUUGCGCUUGAAGCUGUGCACGCUGAAGGCCCAUUGCCUGAGGGAGGGCAUCUACAGGAGUCAGGGCAGACAGGAGGAGCUGCGUGAACAGGUGGUGAAGUUCCUGCAGUGCGUGGAGGAGCUGGAGCUCUACUGCGGCAUGUGUGGCGAGUCCAUCGGGGACAGGGACCAAAAGCUGCAGGCCUUGCCCUGUUCCCACAUUUUCCACUACAAGUGUCUGCAGACUAACGGGACAAAAGGCUGUCCCAAGUGUUUCAAAAACUCCAUGAAGCCAGGAUUCGUGUGAUUUUUUUUUUUUUUUCCCCGCUACCUUCAACCUACGGAUCUCCAAACACGGUGCGUUGACGCCUCACGUGCUGCCGAGCGCUCGUGACAGAAGCGGGCAGCCUCGGCGAAGAGAUGACUAUCUUUGGUCUAAUUCGUGGCCCUACGCUGAGGGACGCUGAACGGAAGCCGGGCGCCCCACUCUGAGGACUCACUCGUCUUCUUUACUGACAUCACUUUGGAAGUGACUGAAGAGAACGAUGUAGGUAAAACGUCCGUUUGCCACUUUUGAAUAGAGGCUGCAGUAUUUGGCCUUUGGUUGCAGAGUGAGAAGAAGUAGCAAAGGACUUGUACAAUAAGGUUAAGAACAUUUCUUGCAUCAUGAAUAUUCUAUUCAGCUGUUAUUGAAUUCUCCACGUGAUAUUUUAUUACUGUACAUACCGUAAACUUUAGGGGAGAAGUGUCUUGCAAAAAACUUAAUGAGACUAUCAUGUCUUUACAAAAACAUGUUUAUGGAGCUGUUUUCUCCUUGAAUUUAAGGAGCCGGAUCAACGCACAUUGUGUUCUUCAUAGAAAUUCCUUUUUCCGUUCAUAUCUCGAACUUUAGUAGCGAAGGACACGGAUUGCCGAACAGGGAAUCUUGUCGUUGCUUUUUUUUGGGGAACUAGGGAUUAAUUGGUCAUUUAAAAAAAAAAUAAGAUGGGAAGAAUGGCAGUGAGCUUUUGUAGAAUU
Syngnathus acus (greater pipefish) is the source of this 2090-nucleotide messenger RNA. It is a transcript of the gene rapsn, whose product is annotated as receptor-associated protein of the synapse, 43kD. Gene Ontology annotation, biological process: chemical synaptic transmission. The transcript has 7 exons. NCBI's taxonomy places the organism in Eukaryota, Metazoa, Chordata, Actinopteri, Syngnathiformes, Syngnathidae. Bases 34 to 1380 code for a protein of 448 amino acids. The record is from RefSeq and is a predicted model, not a curated record. Gene Ontology annotation, cellular component: synapse. Gene Ontology annotation, molecular function: acetylcholine receptor binding; protein-membrane adaptor activity.